AUGACUUUCAGGCUGCUUGAAGUUGAUCUUGCCAACGACUUUGACCAAGUCAUUGAGUGCCAAUGGGCCUCGUACGAGAAACCCUAUCAACCCUUCUUCCGUCUCUUUUGCCCCCUUCUCGGUGACGGACCUUCUGCGAGAGAGGAGUCACUGAGGGAAUCCACAGCCCGCCAGCUGGUAUGGCACAACACUGAUUCAACAAGCUACUGGGGCAAGGUUGUGGAUGACGAUGGCACCAUUGUUGGUGCUUGUCUUUGGAAGAUAUACCCAACCAACCCCUUUGAAGACUAUAACGCCCAUGAAGAUGCCGACUGGCACCCUGAAGGGGAGAGGAGAGAGUAUGUCAGCAAAUGCCUAGAGCAAUUUGACCUACCGAGAAGUAAGAUGGGGGCGCGGCCACAAGUUUAUCUCAACAUCCUCUACACGCAUCCAGACUAUCGCCGUCAAGGCGUCGCCGACCUGAUCCUCAACUGGGGCAAGAAAAAGGCCGACGAGAUGGGCGUCGAGAUGUGGCUAGACGCGACCGAGCUCGGCGUGCCCGUUUAUAAGAAGCACGGCUUCACGGUUGUCAACGUCAACCGGUUGCAGCCCACCAAGGCGGAACCUGGCGAGGAGUGGAGGGAGAUUGAGAACGAGCUACAGCCCAUGACCUUUUGGCAGAUGUGGAGGCCUGCUGGUGGUGAUUACGUGGAGGGUAAGUCUGUGAAGCCUUGGGAGACUGACUCCUGGCAGAGUGAUAGCACUGAGGAGUAG
Molecule: messenger RNA, 753 nt
Organism: Fusarium keratoplasticum
Lineage: Eukaryota; Fungi; Ascomycota; Sordariomycetes; Hypocreales; Nectriaceae
Product: N-acetyltransferase domain-containing protein
Exons: 2
Coding region: 1-753 (250 amino acids)
Molecular function (GO): acyltransferase activity, transferring groups other than amino-acyl groups
Source: RefSeq, a predicted model, not a curated record